Messenger RNA from Pocillopora meandrina, 794 nucleotides. Lineage: Eukaryota; Metazoa; Cnidaria; Anthozoa; Scleractinia; Pocilloporidae. The record is from the annotation of a GenBank genome assembly.
UGCACAUUGAAAUAUGACUGGAAUGCCACGUUCCAGUGGACUAAAACGUCAGGAAAGACACCAACGGAAAAUACUGGUCCAACAUAUGAUCACACCACGUUUACCAAGGAUGGUAAGGAGUGCGUUCUGGACUUAGACUUCUUGAGAUCAUUUUUUCUGCCCUCGUUCAAACUAUUUUUUACAAAAAUGUCGAGUAGGAAAUCCCAGUGAAAUAUAAAGUUAUAAAAUACACCAAGCAAUGAUUGUAAUCUAUCCAAGAAAUAUUUGGAGGACAUACUCGACCAAAUAAGGAAAGAAUCCUGAAAAUUUCGUCUAUCUAUUGACAGAACGAUUUCUACCCGUCACUCUGAUUUACUAAGCUUCUGAUUUUGUUUUCUUGUUUUUGAUUUCACGUUUCUAAUUAGUCUUUUCUUAAGGAUUUAUAGUUUUAUAGAUGCAAUAUUUGUAACUCCGUCAUUGUAAAAAAUGUAGUUCUAAAAAUAAUUUUGCAAUGUUACCAAGGAAAAUAAGCUAAUUAAAAUUUUCUAGGAUCAGCCUCCUCGACGUUCUAUAAUAACGUUAUAACUGUGAAAAUGCAGAAUUUGCUACUAAUGUUUUCGUCUUCCUACUAUUUUUUUUUGCAUAGCCUAAACUUUAAAAGAAACAUAAGCAUAAAUAGUUCUUAUUCUGUAACAGGGUCGUAUAUCUACAUCGAAGCCUCUCCACAAAUACCUGGAGACGCAGCAAGGCUGUUUAGUGACUGGAUGGAACCCAAUGAAGUAGUUUGUAUUCAGUUUUGGUAUCACAUGCACGGG